Saccostrea cuccullata (small rock oyster) is the source of this 2001-nucleotide messenger RNA. Its product is annotated as metaxin-2-like. The coding region runs from base 31 to 492 and encodes 153 amino acids. Lineage: Eukaryota; Metazoa; Mollusca; Bivalvia; Ostreida; Ostreidae. Gene Ontology annotation, cellular component: cytoplasm; SAM complex. The record is from RefSeq and is a predicted model, not a curated record. Gene Ontology annotation, biological process: mitochondrion organization. The transcript is spliced from 4 exons.
UGUGUAAAUUUUAUCUGUACAGUACCUACAAUGUGUGUUCAAUAUUACUUAAAAGGAUUAUUUAUACCAGGGGUAUUCUUUAUUUCACAGAAAUAUCUUGCAUGGCUUACAGAUUCUAUAGCUAUAGAGGUGACACAGACUCGCGUGGGGUCAGUUCAUCCCUGGCCCCUGAACUGGAUGAUUCCAAUGUUGAAAAAAAGUGAAGUGAGAUCUCAUCUGAAGAGUGUGGGGUGGGCAGACAAAUCUUUGGAAGAGGUUUUGGGUGAAAUCAAGUCUUGUUGCCAAGCCUUGUCCGAGAGAUUAGAACAGCAGAAAUAUUUCUUUGGAGACAGUCCAACAGAAUUAGAUGCCCUGGUUUUUGGACAUCUCUUUUCUCUUCUGACCACGGCCCUCCCUGUUGACAUAGCAGAACACAUUAAUGAAUUCGAGAAUCUCACAGAUUUUUGUCAAAGAAUAGAAAACAAGUAUUUUAAAGAAAAAGAAGAUGAUUGAUUUUCUGCUUGAAUAUAUAUGUAAGGUGAAUGAAAAUUGUGUUUAAAUGUUGUAAUUAAAUAUGUUGACUACUGAAAGAUAUUACAUCUGAUUCUGUGUCUAGCUUUGAACAUCUGUUUUUGUGUGUGUUUGUACAAAAAGAACACAAAGUAUAUUUAAACUAUAAAAUUCUUUCCUUGGUCAUUAGUAUGGGAAAUAAUUUUGAAGCAUUAUUUUUCACAGAAAAAAUACAUAACCUGCAUAAGUAGAUUAUGUAAUUUUUUUUCUGCGAUAGCUGCAACAUUAAACCCCAUACUAACAAAGAGAGACAUUUUAUUGUUUUUAUUUAAGUCUGUAUAAACGCAAAAUUUUACAGUUGGAUUUAUGAUACAUAAAUUGAUGUUACAGCUGUAUUUUAAUUCAGGAAACGGAUUUAGUUGAAAAAAAAAUGUUUUUCAGUAUGAUUGUGCUUAUAGAAUGGAAAGUCUCUACAUUACUUCUCUGACUCUUCAUUUAGCAGAGGGGUGCCUAUUCUAUUUAGAAAGGGGUUAGAUAUAGAUAUGAUAAGUAUUCAUAAGAGCAAUGAUGGCAGAAAACUAAUGGUUAAUAUUGAUGUUGACAAUGAUACACAUAGUUUGAUUAACAUUUAUCUGCCAAACAAGGAAAUAUCCAGGGUCAAUUUUUUUAAAAGAAAGAAAAGAUUUAUCAUAAAAUAUUCAGCCAAUGUAAGUAAUAUCAUUUUAUAUGGAUAUUUUGAUUGAUAAUUAAUUUAAUUAAUUAUGAUACAAGUUCAAAGGUUUUAAUAGAAAUUCUAAGAAAUAUGGAAUUGAAAGAUCUCUAUUGAAGAAAAAUAUGCAAACCCUAAUGGAUACACAUGGUGUUAUGCAAAUAACAUUCCAAAGAGUCGCACUGAUUUCAUUUUUAUUAGUUGAACUCUGUUGACGAAAAUAAAACAACUUUGUCUCCAUAGAAUUCCGGUACUCAUAAUAACGGCAUCAGAAUGUCAGAUCAUAGAAUAUUAAAAUUUAAUUUUUCAAUACAUACUAGUAAUAAUGAGUGGGGAAGGGGAUACUGGAAACUUAAUACUUCACUUUCAGAGUGUAAUGAAUAUAAAUCCUAUGUUAAUAAAUUGAUAAAAGAUACAAGUGAAAGAGAAGGCACGUCAAUUGAUAAAUGGGGGUCCUUGAAACGGUUGAUCAAGGGGAAAAAGGUCUGCAUAAACCGAUGCAUUAAUGCACAAAUGAUUGAAUAAUCAUUUAAAGUAAGAUUAAAUACAUGCAGGUUAAAUAAACACACCUAUAAUGAAGUGCCAAGGAUUGGGGUUUUUGCUUUUAUGUAAACGUACAUGUAUUUUGUUAUAUCCAUCAGCUUCUCAGUAUGUUUAGCAUACUAAUACCCCCAGAGAGUAAAAAUCAGUUUACUAUAAGCAUUCAUAAUUAAUUAACCUCGUUUUACUGUAUAUAUAUUGAUAUAUACGUCAUUGUAUGUUUCAUCGAUGGAAGAACCACAAAUAAAGAAAUAUACACAUGU